AUGGGAGCCAUCUACAAAGAAACCGACUACUGCGAGUCAAUCUUAUUGGUGUACUGCUCGGACAACGACACACCGGAUACGUUCUUCCCAGCAGAUCCACGUCUCGUGCAGGCUCAUCGCGAUUCACAGAACGAGCCGAAGCAGCCACCAACUCCACCAGUAUCGCCAGUUUCUGGAAUCACGACUCCAUCUACUACUGCUAUUCCAGGGGAUAUUUGGGAGCAAGACAGAUCACAAACUCCAUCACCAACGUUUGAUAUCCCAAUGUUCAAUGAUAUGGCUAUCACCGAGAAUGACAAAAACAGGAUCAUCGAAUCACAAAUGAAUGUACAGGUCGACUCGCCAACGCAUCACGAAAUCGGCCAGAACAACAACGGUAAUUGGUUGAAAACUUAA
Molecule: messenger RNA, 396 nt
Organism: Caenorhabditis briggsae
Lineage: Eukaryota; Metazoa; Nematoda; Chromadorea; Rhabditida; Rhabditidae
Exons: 2
Coding region: 1-396 (131 amino acids)
Source: RefSeq, a predicted model, not a curated record